Molecule: messenger RNA, 1002 nt
Organism: Vavraia culicis subsp. floridensis
Lineage: Eukaryota; Fungi; Microsporidia; Pleistophoridae
Exons: 1
Coding region: 1-1002 (333 amino acids)
Biological process (GO): UDP-N-acetylglucosamine biosynthetic process
Molecular function (GO): UDP-N-acetylglucosamine diphosphorylase activity
Source: RefSeq, a predicted model, not a curated record
AUGGACUUCUACAAAGGGGACAGGCUAAAUGAAGAGGGCAGAAGAUUGUAUAACAUGGGCGAGGUGCACAUACGAAAAGUAUGUGUUGUCUUCUUGUGCGGUGGACAGGGAACGCGUCUGGGAAGCGACAAGCCAAAAGGCUGUUUUAUUCUUCCGAAGUUGAACAUGUGUCUAUUCGAGGUACAUUUUCAGAAAAUUAGGGAACUGCAGAGGAAAUACAAUGCAAAGAUAAAGGUGUUUCUCAUGACAAGUACGUUUACAUAUGACGAUACGAAGAAAUUUCUUGAUGAACGCGAUAAUUUUGACUUGGAUAUUACUCUAUUCAACCAAGAUAAUGUGGAAUGUCUUAAUUUAGAGAUGAAAUUGAUGAAAUACGACGAAAAUAGCACCUGUAAGUCACCCAAUGGGAACGGCGGUCUUUUUAAAGCGUUACACCAAUACCACAUCAUUGACAAGAUGAAAGAAUGCGAUAUAGAGUAUGUAAACGUGGUAUCUGUUGAUAAUGUUCUUGUUAAUGUGUGCGAUCCGCUUGCUAUAGGAGUACUUUACGACAAAAAUCUCGACAUACUCAGUAAGGCCGUGAUUAAGGCAGAUGAUGAGAGCGUAGGUGUGUUUGUGAGAGAAAACGGUCAAUAUGUCGUCAAAGAAUACUUCGAAUCAAAGGAAAGCUCGAAGCUGGCAAAUAUUUGUCAUCACUACUUUAGAUUGGACUUCCUUGAAAAUCUUAAAAAUGUGGAUGAAGCGUACCAUUUGUCGAAGAAAAAAAUUCCUUACUGUAGAAAUGGCUCUAUUAUCAAGCCGGACAAACCGAAUGGUUAUAAACAGGAACUUUUUAUAUUUGACUUUUUCAAAUACGCUAAUGGGAACGAAGUUAUUCUCGUCCCAAGAUUGCUAGAGUUUUCACCGCUAAAAAAUUCAGACAAAGACAAGGGAAGCAACCCAACAACAUGUGUUAGUGAUUAUCUGAAGAUCAAAUCAACUGCGAAUAUUCACUUUAAAUAA